Messenger RNA from Lathyrus oleraceus (garden pea), 1927 nucleotides. RefSeq names its product gibberellin receptor GID1B. The coding region runs from base 418 to 1452 and encodes 344 amino acids. The transcript is spliced from 2 exons. NCBI's taxonomy places the organism in Eukaryota, Viridiplantae, Streptophyta, Magnoliopsida, Fabales, Fabaceae. Gene Ontology annotation, molecular function: gibberellin binding; hydrolase activity. Gene Ontology annotation, biological process: raffinose family oligosaccharide biosynthetic process; floral organ morphogenesis; positive regulation of gibberellic acid mediated signaling pathway. The record is from RefSeq and is a predicted model, not a curated record. Gene Ontology annotation, cellular component: cytoplasm; nucleus.
UCUCCGUUUACAUCUUCCUUCCCUCCGUCGUUUGACUACUCCUUUCUCUCUCUACACCUCUCUCUGUCUUUCUCUCUCCUCAAACCUCUCUUUCUUAUCUCUCUCAUUUCUCUCAUUCAUUCAUUCAUAUCAUACCUCAUCAUAUAUGUCAAUGAAUCAAUCAAUGUGAUCGAUCUUUCUCACUCUUUCUCUCUUUCUUUUUCACCUUCUUUUCUUCUUCUUAAACCGACAAAUCAACCUUACCCUCUUUCUUCACUUCUUUUUGUUUUUCUAACCCCUAAUAUUUGUUAUGUGGCGCCAUAAAGGUUCGGUUAUGGCUAUUCUUCUCUCUGCUUGAGGAUCACUCUUACUUUUAAGCGUGUUUCUUUUGAUUUUGAUUUUUUGAAUCACUUGGAAAGAGAAGACAUAUACACAGACAUGGCUGGAAGUAAUGAAGUCAACCUUAAUGAAUCUAAGAGUGUUGUUCCUCUUAAUACUUGGGUGCUUAUCUCCAAUUUCAAGCUAGCUUACAAUCUUCUAAGACGGGCGGAUGGAACUUUCAAUAGAGAGUUGGCUGAGUUUCUCGACCGCAAGGUUCCGGCCAAUACAAUUCCGGUUGACGGAGUAUUUUCUUUCGAUCAUGUCGAUCGGAAUACAGGACUUUUUAGUAGGGUUUAUCAACCUGCUCCAGAGAAUGUUACUACUUGGGGCAUUAUAGAGCUAGAAAAGCCCUUGAGCACAACUGAGAUUGUCCCUGUCAUAAUUUUCUUCCAUGGUGGAAGCUUUUCUCAUUCCUCAGCUAAUAGUGCUAUCUACGACACUUUCUGUCGUCGCCUUGUGAGCAUGUGUAAGGCUGUUGUUGUUUCUGUAAACUACCGAAGAUCGCCCGAGCAUCGGUUUCCAUGUGCUUAUGAAGACGGUUGGAAUGCUCUUAAAUGGGUUAAAUCAAGGACAUGGCUUCAAAGUGGAAAAGAUUCUAAGGUUUAUGUCUACAUGGCAGGGGAUAGUUCCGGUGGUAACAUUGCUCAUCAUGUCGCGGUGAGAGCUGCCGAGGAAGAUGUCGAGGUACUAGGUAACAUUCUUCUCCAUCCGCUCUUUGGCGGGGAGAAGCGUACGGAAUCAGAGAAGAAACUGGACGGAAAGUAUUUUGUGAGGUUGCAAGAUCGCGAUUGGUAUUGGAGAGCUUUUCUACCCGAAGGAGAAGAUAGAGACCAUCCUGCUUGCAAUCCAUUCGGACCUAAUGGUAAACGCCUUGAAGGACUAAAGUUCGCUAAAAGCCUUGUUUGCGUGGCCGGUUUGGAUCUUCUUCAAGAUUGGCAAUUGGAAUAUGUGGAAGGUCUCAAGAAUUAUGACCAAGAUGUUAAACUUCUUUACCUAAAGGAAGCAACUAUUGGUUUCUACUUCUUGCCUAAUAAUGAUCAUUUCUAUUGCCUCAUGAACGAGAUUAACACCUUCGUGCAUCCUAACUGUUGAUAAAUCGCCACUUCUCUACUACUACUACUACUUAACCAUACAUGACUAAAAGCCUGACUUGUAUUCUUUAUGUCCCUACUUUACAGUGGUGGUGUGUAGUUAUUAUAAUAUUAUGUAGUGUUGUUACUCACUGUUUUAACAUCUAUGGUGGUAAAAAUCUGAGCUUUCUGUUAUCCGCGGACUACUUGUUGGUGCACUCUGCCUAUAUCUUUUGAAGGGUAGCACCGGUUUCUGCGUCUGAGGUACCGGAGUUUGGUUGUGCCACUGUACUCAAAGCUUGCCCCAAUUUACUUGUUCGACCUCGAAAGGAGGAGGGAAGAUUCAAGAUAAGGCAUGGUUGAUGAAUUUGAUUAAGUGAGUGUUUUUAUGUUGUAUAACUAUUAUAUAGAGUGGGAACUUUUGAGUAUAGCCCAUCCUGUUAUGAACUUGUAUGUUUCUUAUAUAGUAAUAUAAGUGUCUUGUUUGUUUGAUUUUA